CCUGUGAGUUGUCUGUUGUGUGCUCGAUCAACGGUAAAUACACAUGGCAAGAGGACGAGGAGGAGGGGAGAAGGGAUUUGUCAUUGGAAAAUUAGAAUUGUAAUGAAAAGUGGGUGAAAAGUUGAUGAAAAGCUUGUGGUGAAGCUGAGAACAUGAUUUCAUUUUCGUUAGAAGUGCACUUGUGCCAAUAUUUCGUUUCAAAAUGUGAACAUGACCUUUAGAAAUGACAAAGUCUGAUGGAACUUGCCAAAAUGACUCCCAAACGAAAGACAACCAGCUCGGAAUCAACUUCAAGCAGUAGCUCAGGCUCAUCGUCGAGCAGCUCAUCGAGUUCAGGUAGCGAGUCAAGUUCUUCCGAUUCUGAGAAUUCGAGUAGUUCUGCGAAUAGUCGGAAGGUUUCGGAUUCGGAAAAAGGAAAGAAGAAGACAGCAUUUGUAUUGGGACGUCAUGGAAAGCCUAAAAAUGAAACGAGUGGAGCACUUUCUGUGGAAACCAAGAGCAAGGAGAAAAAUCCUCCAAAAAUUAGACCCGUUGUCUAUUCCUCAGAGUCUGAAGAAGCUCCUAAUAAACUGAAAUCUACGAAAAGAAAACCACCUGCUAAACCGAAGGCUACUGCUACUGUUGCUCCUGUAGUUAAGGCUCAAAAGGCCGUCAACAAAGCCCCACCAGCUACUGGUAAAACUGCAUCCAGUGUUAAAAUUUCGCCGAAUAAAUCUAGCAAACCAUCAGGUGCUGCAGCAAGUACCAAACCUACAGAGAAAAUUAGCAAAGUUGCAGCAGAGCCUGUGCAAAAAAAGUUGAAGAAAAAGAGCAUAUUCAGUCCUGAGAACAGCAGCGAAAGCGACACUCCGACUGUGGCAAAACCUGCUGUAAUGAAAGUAGCAGGGCCGUUGAUUAAGGCAGCUAAAUCACAGCAAUCAAAGGUUGUGAAGGGGGGCGAAGUAAAACCCAGAGGGGUUCUGCCAAGCAGAGCUGCACUGGUGAUUAAGCAACAACAACAACAACAACAGCAGCAGCAUCAGCAGCAGCAGCAGCAACAAGAACAGCAACAGCACCGUCAGAAAUCUGAAAGCUCUGCUAGCUCUAAGAGCUGUUCCGGAGGAUCUGGGUCUUCUGGCUCAACUGAAAGUAGUUCAGAUUCCGAAUCAUCAGAUAGUCCUACAACUCCGCAGCCACAGCAGAAAAAGAAAGACACUGCUACUGUUGUCAAUGCUGUUUCUAGCGGUCCUGCAAAGAGACCAACUGCAAACGUACUCGCAAUAUCAAGUAUUGGCAAGCAACAGAGAGGAUCAUCGAAACGCCAAGAUCUGGUUAAAAGUGAGGAAGAAGGUGAGCUCUCGGACACGGACAAGGAGAUAGACACCGAAGGUAAUGGUCCAACAAAAUCGACAGCAAAAGGAAAAAGAAAACUGCAGACACGCAGAGGUAGCAAGCUUUUGCAGUUACAUACGAAACCAACGAGCGACACUGAAUCUGACACAGAGAGCAAGAGGAGCACCAGCAAAUCUCCAGUAAAACGUGCUGGACCAGGGACUGCUAGGCAUCAGUCACUUGUUGGACGAAGCGGUGACAACGGAGGACGAGGGCAGGAUACAAGAGUACUGACACGUACACGUAUGGGCACAAAGGAACGCGAGUGUCCUUUAGCCCUAUCCUGUGACUCACGCGGCCACCUUUCAGGUCGGUUCGAAACACAUUUCACCCUCGAAGCGUGUCCCCUAUAUCACAAUACCACGCCGCAGGCUUGUGUAGAGUUUUACAAGGAGCGCAAAAAGCAUGAAGAGGAGCGUAAGAAGGCCCUUUCGAAUUUGGCUAAAAAAUCACCCAAGGGCUUGCACCAGACUAAUGAGCAGCGAAACUAUCAGCUGAAGGUGAAAGAGAUGCGAAAUAAAUUAAAGGCGGGUAGUGGCAGUGGUAAUGAAAGCACAAGCGGAGGAGAACACCAUGGGAUUGAAAAAGAUCGUCAACCAAAAGUGAACAAUCUCACCUCGGAUUAUGAUCUCAAGUUAUUCAUGGAGGCUCAAGCCAUCGCAAGCGAGAAAAUUGAGAGAGAAUUGAGAGAAUUGGGAAGCGGCGACGGGGGUGAGAGCAGCGGUCGCAGCUGCAGCGGAAAUGGCGUAGGAACCCGUUGCGUAGAAAUGGGGCGUUGGGAGAUGGAAGUAUGGUACCAGAGUCCAUAUCCGGAAGAGUUCAGCAGAGCGCCGAAGCUGUAUCUGUGUGAAUUUUGCCUGAGAUACGCGAAAAGCCGUCAGGUGCUACGUCGACACCGCGACAAGUGCCUGUGGAGACAUCCGCCAGGACACGAGGUAUACCGGAAGGACAAGAUCGGCGUGUGGGAAGUUGAUGGGAAACGGUAUAAACAGUACUGCCAAAACCUCUGCCUUCUCGCCAAGUUCUUCCUGGACCACAAAACCCUUUACUACGACGUCGAGCCGUUCCUAUUCUACGUCAUGACGAUCGGCGACUCGGAAGGAUGUCACACCGUCGGUUACUUCAGCAAGGAGAAGAACUCGUUUUUGAAUUACAACGUGUCUUGCAUCCUGACUCUGCCACCGUACCAGCGCCAGGGAUACGGUCGCCUUCUCAUCGACUUUAAUGAUUCCGCUACACUGGAAGCCACAGAGAGAGUUUAUCGAUCGCGUUGUAUAACGUACGGCAAGGGGAGAUGGUGCAGUCUUCUUCGCUUCACAAUAGGAUUUCAGUGUAUAUUCGGACGUUGGAACAGACGUUGUUUUCCCGUUGGGGAUUAUCGGGAAUUUCGUUCUAGGCCAGACGCUCAACGCAUAGGCAUGCGACGGCAUCGCGGUUACCUGCUCACGAGGGUCGAGAAGAAGAUUGGUUCCCCCGAAAAACCUUUGUCCGAUCUCGGGCUGAUCUCCUAUCGCAGCUAUUGGAAGGACGUUCUUCUACAAUACCUGUGCAACUUCGGCGGCAAGGAACUAUCCGUAAAAGACAUCAGCAAGGAGAUGGCGAUCGAUUCGUACGACAUCGUAAGCACGCUGCAGGCUCUCGGAAUGAUGAAAUAUUGGAAGGGAAAACACAUUAUAUUGAAGAAGCAGGACGUGAUCGACGACUACAAGGAACGGGUCAAACGCCGGGGCUCCGCCUACAAAGAAAUCGAUCCGGAGUGUCUCAAGUGGAACCCCUUCCAGGCACCAAAGACACCUUCAGCCUCAAACUAGUCGCUUGCCGUUGACUCGUUCCCCGGUCUCCGGGUCGUUAUGCUCUAGAUUUUUCCUCUCGUAUAGUCCAUCUGCUCCUUGAUUCCCUGUCUCGAAUCCCUCGGUGCUGGGCUCACCAAUCCGUCGAGUGAUUUAUCCUGCUGCAGAAUUCAAGAGCAGACGAUGGACGAGGAGUCUGAAGCCUUUGUGAAGCGGCGCGUUGAAGACGCGAUAAAAGCUCAAAAUAUCGAAAUUCCACGGACGAAAAUUUCACUAGAAUUAUAUUUGUAUAAUAUCAAGUCUCGAACAAGUUCAAAAUUACCAUUAUAAGUAAAUCUUGCUUAAGAUGUUUUAUAUUUUAAUAAAAGACUCAUCAAAGGCAAAAAAAUAUCACAAACGACCAAUCAAUUGUCCAGUUAUCGUGUGAUUUGAUAAAAUUGAGCUUCCUAAAAAAAAAAGUACCAAAAAAAAAAAAAAUUAUCUUGUUCCUGAACGGUAACUAAACUCGCAGAUUCGUCGCGUUAAUUAUGAGCACCUGUAAUUAUAUAGCGAUUGGGUUCUUUUAGCUAAACCUACACCGACUAGUUCUAUACAUAUUCAUACAGAGAAGGAAAAACGACGCGCACUUGUCGGUUCUGCGUAGGUACUUAAUUAGAAAACAAAUUACCUAUAACCUAUUCUUUACAAUGGAUCCUAUCUCAAUGGUAUACACAGGUAUAGAUAUUUUUAUAUCGUCAACAAUACGAUGACCGUUAUACAAGCAUAGAGAAAUAUUUUACUAUUCAGUUUGCGAUGAAUGUUUGGCAUCGAAAUUGGAACAGAUAACAAGCUCGACUGUUAUACAAUACAUUGUACGCGCCGGAUAACGGAGUCGUAAUUAAACUUAACACCCACAUUU
Neodiprion virginianus is the source of this 4059-nucleotide messenger RNA. It is a transcript of the gene chm, whose product is annotated as histone acetyltransferase KAT7. The record is from RefSeq and is a predicted model, not a curated record. Gene Ontology annotation, molecular function: zinc ion binding; histone acetyltransferase activity. Bases 237 to 3182 code for a protein of 981 amino acids. Lineage: Eukaryota; Metazoa; Arthropoda; Insecta; Hymenoptera; Diprionidae. The transcript has 14 exons. Gene Ontology annotation, cellular component: nucleus. Gene Ontology annotation, biological process: regulation of DNA-templated transcription.